AACCUUAGAGAAGAACUGCUCAUCUGAUCUGAGUCCCAACACCGUUAUUUCAUGUUGUACAGGGGAUUUGUUGAGGGCAAAGGAGGCUUUCUCGGAUAUCGGCUUUGUCGCAUCCAUGCUUCUUGUAACAACGUUACAUGUAGAUUCAUUGGCAGAAACUAAUGCUGAGCUGAACACAGUUUCUAUAGAUCAUUGGGAGGAGAAAAUUCGAAUUAGUGUCUGGUAUUGGCACCUCUUUUCCCUUCACAAUUAUUGAUUCUCUUAGUAAUUCAGAAGAAAGGAAUCCAGUGAUGUAUGCCGGCUCGAAGCUGAACACAUUAUCCAUUAGCAGACCUUAUUCGGAGUCAUGCUCAUCAGAUGACUUCAUCGAAAUCUAUCUAUGUUCAGACAAGAAAGAAAAACUGUUGGGGGAAACUCUAGGGGCAGAUAACAAGAUGGACCUUAGUUUUCCAUGUGAACCGGUUGUUAGUCCUUUAGGCUAUGGUAUCAACCUUGUUGAAAACGAUGCAGCUCAUAAUCCACACAGCUCUCUCUCUGCUAAGAUCAAGAUGCCUCAUUCACAAUGUACCUCUGAAAGUGACUCGAUUUCCAGUGCCAGCUCAAGGACCAGGUUCACUCCUAUUAGAAAAAUGUUUGAUCCAUUCAUGAAAUCUAGUUUGAUUGAAAGUACGAGAAGAAAUAAGACUUUCCGGAAAUCUUUGUUACAUGACUUCUCACGUUCACCUCAAAAUACUAAAUUGGAUUCUGACUUUGUUGAGAAAGACGGCGUUCACUCGCCGGUUCACCUACAUGGUUGUCUCAAGUUGGGAGCUAAACAUGGGGUGCCAUAUUUUAAGUUCUCAAUGAAUGAACCAGAAGAAGUUUUUCUGGCCAAAGCAUCAAAGGCAGAUAAUGCUUUCAAUUGGGUAUAUACCUUCCACUCCGUCGACAAUAAAAAGAAGAGCAAAGCCAAUAUACCGGAACUGAGUGAUCUUAGCAAAGCUGCGGCAUCAAUUGUUGCGCAGAUGCAAGUUUCGUGCCGUUUGUGCUCAGAAAUUAAUGAUGGUGGAGAUGUCAAAAAAUGCAUGGUUACAGAGUUUGUUUUGUAUGAUACCACUCGUGCAAGACAACAAGCCACUUUCUUCAGAUCAGCUGAUGAUCACUCUAAUGUGGUGAGGCUUAAAGAUCACAUAAACCAUACAUUGGACAGUGAUGAGGUUGAAUUCCGGAAUGGAAUACCUGUCGAUUUGCAUCCGAACCUUGAAAUUGCGUCCAUAGUCAUUCAAGUAUCAUCUAUGAAUAGAGAGAGCUUAAGAUAUAGAAGAGGGGAUAAAUUUGAUGAUAAGAGGCAUUUAGAUCUACUAAAUGUCUCUAUGAUUGAGGAAAGCAAAAGCAAGAUACAAUACAGCAGGAGCCAAGAGAAGGUGAAAGUCAUUAUUCCAACUGGAAAUCAUGGCUUUCCUUGUGCUGAAACCCGGGGUCUUUCGUCAUUACUGGAUAGGUGGAGGUUCGGCGGAGGCUGCGAUUGCGGUGGCUGGGACAUGGCCUGUCCUCUUGUAGUUUUUGGUAAUCCGAAUCUAAAUUGUUUUCGAAGAUCAACCACUGGUGGAUACAAUAUUUUCUCAAAUCUAGUCUGCAUGAUGAAAGUUCCACCAGAUUAUUGGAUGAGGGGUGCCAAAGAGAAUACACCAGCAUUGACCAUGACAGCCAUUGAAGGAGGGUAUGCAAUUGAUUUUCAUGCAAAGUUAUCCGCGUUACAAGCAUUUUCCAUUUGUGUUGUUGUACUGCAUUGUACAGAAACCUCUGCUACUGUUGGGGAGAUGGAAACCAAACGUUCGCCGCAAUACAAUUCAUUAAAAAAGCUUAUCGACGAGGAAGUGAAAUUCUUAAUAAAAGCAGUCACGGAGGAGAAGAAUGUCAGCAAGGUGGAAGCUGUCCCAGCGUCCUAUGUGAUCAACCUUCCUUUCUCUCCGGUUUCUAUUGUCUAGGCCUGAAACAUUUGCCUUGAAAAUGGGCUAUUGGUAUGCGUUUCAGAGUAGCUGUAAUAAGGGAUGGACAGUGUUUGUAGUAAAAACAAAGAGGGAUCGAACAUUCCGCCAUUUCCCAACCAAGGGGAUGUCUAUGAUCAACGGCAUUGAUUCCCAGCUUACAUGGUAAAUCUGAAAUGUCUUAUUUUGAAUACUGUCAAGUGGGUUUACAGAUUGAUAUGUGAGUUCCUGCCACGAAUCCGAUGGUUACACCGAUCGCGCAAGGAAUACGUCAUUAUGCCAUUGAUUCAUUCUUCUCUUCUGUAAAUUAGAAUUGCAACAGAAAAACCCUAAUAUUCAGAAUUUGUAACUUUGAUAGCAAGGGGAAAAUAGUCAUGCAGCUAUUGAGACUUUUUGGAGAUGGAAAUCCUUUCUUUUGUACUUGC
Molecule: messenger RNA, 2392 nt
Organism: Hibiscus syriacus
Lineage: Eukaryota; Viridiplantae; Streptophyta; Magnoliopsida; Malvales; Malvaceae
Exons: 3
Coding region: 291-1967 (558 amino acids)
Source: RefSeq, a predicted model, not a curated record